Amoebophrya sp. A120 is the source of this 9902-nucleotide messenger RNA. The record is from the annotation of a GenBank genome assembly. NCBI's taxonomy places the organism in Eukaryota, Dinophyceae, Syndiniales, Amoebophryaceae.
CUUCAUCGUCCCAAAGGUCAAGUGACUUCUGCCUCGUUGGAUUUAUUACUCGUGAAAAGUUAAACUUAAGUUAGUAAUAGAAUAGUACUAGUGCUCGUGGUCGGUGGCUUCUUGUUCUAGAUGCUGACCAUGGUGCGCUCAAAAGGCGAGAAGCAUCUUCUUGUCUUCUUGGCGAUGAAAUGAUAUUGCUCCUGUACCUGUGCUGCUAUUCUAAUGACAGGUGCGGAAUAAAAAAACAAAACCGCAAAUUAAGUAUCCCUCUCUGCUAAGUAACGUUAACGAAUCCAACGAACAAGCUGUGUUUUGUGAAGAUCGUACCCCGACCUUUGCAAGCACAGUAGCUCAACAUCGCUUGUGCCUGUCCUCUGUGCAGAGUCACGCGCUUUGUAACAUUUGACCGGGUACGGGAGUUUGUGAACUUCUUCAACGACAAGCAAGCCUAAAGACCACGACUCCGACUCCCAAGAACUUUUUUAUUCUGUAGUACAAAAAAAAAUUUUCAAUUGUAGUCUGAAACUUGUUCCAAGCACACACAAACAAGACGAAAUAAAGAAGUCUGCUACUCCGGGGACUAAGAAUAAAGAAAUCUUGUCAAGCUUUUACGAUAAAUCGCGAACUUUACGUAUGAAUUUUGAAUUUAACGCGGACACAACUCUCAACUUUUUUUUCACAUUUUUUUUUCACGUUUUUUUUUUCGUAUUUUUUCCCCUUUUUUUUGACGAACACGAGGUAGAAGCUGAAGCAGCAGGAAGACAAGUAAAAGGAAAAGUCGCCUUUUGAUUUAGUUUUUUAUGAGCUUGCUGAGCAGCAAAUCCAAAAUGAAGACAAUGAACAAAGCAAAAUCUGGGCGCCUACUUCUGCCCGGGUUUCUGUUCCCUCUCUCCGCGGUCGUGCCGGGGUGUUUCUACUUCAGCUUAGCACCGCAGAACGCGCAUGCAAUGCGAGUCAGGAGGGCAGGGGAGGUGAACGACGUGGAACCCGAUUUGGGCAGGGGUCCAGGGGAGGAUGGAGGACUUUCUCACGGGUCGGGUCGGGCGGUGGAAAAAGAAGGACGAGUGCCCACCAGCGCGCUCGAGAACCGACCGGAAACAAGCGGACCGACAGCUGGGCCCGUAGUUGCUCCGUCUCAGCCUGCAGCCAAGCGUCGCGUAUCAAAUGUAAAAAUGUCUGGGUCUGGAACGUUGCAACUUGUCGUGCUGUUUUUGGACUCUAAAAAGAUUUGUAUUGCAUGACCAGCAAGAGGGGUGCAGUUUUUGCUACACGGACGGGCCAUUUGUCAUGCGGAGGGUGCAUCAGGAAGCCCUCUAAAAGUCUGCGAUGCUAGGUCGAGCAUUACAGGCAUCAUGGGUCAUGAGAAAUAUGCAUGACAAAUCAUGCAUUUUUCUUCCAGACCCAGACAUUUUUGCAUUUCAUAUCGCGUCAAAUACGGCAAUCUUCGCGGAACAGCUGCACGCCGUGCGGCAGAGGAACAGCCAGUGGCGACCGCCGCGGACUGUGCUGAAGGAAGCGAAAAUUAUGGAACACCGGCGUGCACGCAUGCGGCGGUUCCCGGUGGAGAAGUGGAUGACCACCAGCCGAGCCACUCCUGGCUUGGCAAGAACCUUUUUCCGGCAGAACCCGGCUUCUCUUUUCCCUGGUCCUUGUUGGGCUACGCGACCCCGAAAAAGGAAGAGGACCAAAUAAAAAAGCCACAGGGACAAGACGUUCCUGGCGCCGCCGCGACCGCCACGAUAGUAUCAAAUCAAGAGUGUCUGGGUCUGGAAGAAUGCAGGGACAGGCUUUUGUAGUGCUCGGCCGGCACGACAGACACAGGGACAGACUUUCGAGUCCGUCAUGCACGUUGGUACCCAAAAGGCCCGUUUUUCUGUCAUACAAAAACGCAGUUUGAAGCGCAGAUGAAUCCAUAGGCAGCACGUAAGAAGCCCGAAAGCUAUAAUGUCAUUCGGCAGAGGGCUGGCAAUAUUUUGAGACGUCCUGCUCGUGAUACUCCGAGUUUGUAUUAGCAUCACAAGCCUUGUUACCCAGACCCCGGCGCCGGCAUGUUUGCAGUGCAUAUACUAAGCCUUCCAACGAAACGCGAAUUACCGCUGCGGUAGACGACAUCAUGGGGCGACCAAAGGAAGCAAGAGCUGCUAAACAGAGCGCCUCAUCGAGCAUUCAUCCUCCAGAGCAAACAACAAAUCCUACCACUCGGUGGGAGCCCGCUUCGUUUGCGCGUGUACGGAUGGAACAUAACCAGCAGCAGGGCACUUCUGGGAACGAAGAUCAGGAGUCCUCAUCCACCUCCCUGCUGGUGGCGAAUCAUGCGACAGUCGGGCACCAGUCGGACGGGCGGCUGAAAGAAAAAGCGUCUUCUCCCACUAGUACCGAGAAAACCCAAGUCCAGCCAAGCCUUUCUUUUUCACAGCCGUCCGCCCCGGCUCAGCAAAAACAGCUUCCCGGCGGGGCUCAAACUGCUUCUGACGCUUUGUCGCCCGCACUGCUGCCGAUUUCGGUCACGAACAGUUCGAGGAACGAGGCAUCACAAUCACGCAAGAACGCAGAGCAUUAUGCAACGAAAAAAGUGUUACCGUUACACAUUUUUGAAGUGCUGCAGACCAUAUUACAAGACAGACAUCAGGUUCUCUCAUGCCGGAUUACAUUGUACUCAGGAGCCUAGUCGUGAUGUAGCCAUACGUGUUUUUCCAUUUCUUGUGUAUGAUAUCUAACACUGCAAGUUUUCUGUGUCAUGCGGAUAUAAAUAAAACGCGUUGUGCUGCUGUUGAAGCUACAGCAAGUGUGUAAGUGUAAGCAGUUUUUUUUUCGUCGGGAUACUAAGCAGGAAAUGAGUUUUGUACAACAACGCUACCACAACUUUUUUCCCACAGCGGAACAAGCCCGCCGGCGUGGCCCUGGAGGUUCCAUCACACCUGCAUCCACUGCAACUGCGAUUUCAGAAGUCAGAGACGCACCUGCUAGAGGGCAGCAUCCUGAACUGCUUAGCAACUCGGACUUGACGAGCAGGCUUCUCGCAAACAGUACUGAGCUGAGCUUUCUUCAACACGCGUCAAAAUCAUCCCAGGAUGAAAAAAGUGACCCGGUUGCUAAGACCAAAUUGUGGCACGCACAGGUGGUAUAUCGCGUUACGCAAGAAUUGUGGAUUGCUUGCCAGGUUGCUCCCGAGACUAUGCGCUACCUGCUCGAGAACGCUCAUGUUGGUGCUCAUGAUCAUCUCUCGUGCGAUUUACAUUCACCAGCAGAUGAACAAGAACUUCGAGGUGGCUGUGCAUUGCAAAUAUGUUCUGUGGGCCUGGAAUAGCCCGAGUCUGUCCUUCUAGGUCUGGGCGAGGACGCACGAAUGAAUCUGUAUUGCUUGAGCACAUGAUGAAAAAGCGGCCCAAUUUUGGGCGCCCGAUGAUGUUGCCUUCUUCUUGUUCAGGAUAAUGAAUUAAUAGGCAUCGCGCAUUGACCUUCUCAAAGCUUGUACGGCUACACCAGCUCGCAUUCCAGCCCAGACCUUCACCUUCUGGGCAUGCGAAACCUUCGAGACAGAUCUUGCAAUCUUCCAGACAUGACAUAGACGCAUUUGCAAUGCAUAAUCGCCCCCAGAAAAGAGGAGCUGCAACAGCGGGAUCGUGCUCACCAUGCGAUGGCGAAAUCUCUGCGAGAGAAUGGGUCGGAAAAUUUGUGCACCCAGCAUUGUCUGAGGACGCCGGGAGCCGCGCUGAAGAAAAUAAUCAUCAUACCGUACGUCCCCUUUGGAGCAAUGUUGAUGUUGCUGCCAUGGGCCGCACCGAGGGCAGUGCAGACGAAGGCGACAAAGAGAGCCUCAUACUCUACGAGGGCGAACCCGGGGGGAAAGGAACGGUUGGCGAGGUGUGGACGGAGUUUCACUCGACAAAAAGGGCUGCGGAAGAAGCGGGCAGUGCCCUCACUAGUAAUUUGCUGAAUAAUAAGGUGUUCGGUGAUGAUGAGUACGAACAAGUGCUGAAGGUGGUUGAGUGCGCAGAGAAUGACGUGAAGUGCAUGAAAGAAGUGGCGUGGACAGAAAUUUUGCUUAACUUGUUGCUGAGCCACGGACGCACCGACGUGCAAGAUUGUGUUGCCCGGGUCCCGCGAGUCUUUGUGUCUUACGUCUUUGCCCGCACCGACGAGGACGAGCUAGAUUUUGCUGAGCCGGGCCGGCUCCGUUUUCUUUUUUUCGUGGAGCGGGUGAAAGUUGUUCUCGCGCCAGGAUUUGAGGGCACAACGCAGCAAGACAGUGAGCACCUCCGGAAAAAUGCGGACCACUACGUCAGCCAGCUACACUUUUGUCUGGAGCGCUUCGCUGCAGCAGGCAUUAUUUUGAACGACCUAAAGCCCCGCAACAUGGGCUUUGAAAUAAUUCAAAAGACGAAGAACGAGGCAGAGGGCCAUCAACCCGAGGGCCAGACGGCUUCGCCUGCGUGGAAACCUCACCAACCCAGGCAAUUUGAUUUUGAUCUUGCGUCCAUUGUCAACAUGGACGCCGAUGCCCGCCGUAAUAAUGCGGCAAUGGUAGUGGUGUUGGGGAAUCCUGUUGUAUCCGGACCGAAUAGCAAAACCGAAUGUGAAACGCCGGGCAGCGAUCAGCUUCUUCGCGAAGGUCAGUGCUCCGUAAAUUUUGACUCAACCCCCGGCUUUUUAAGCCCGGCGCGAAGCGAUGAAAAGUGCAAACGGCUUGACUCGGUCCGUCGCCUUUCCAGAAAGCCGGCGCUCACACAACCGCCCGCGCGCUACACCCCGAAGUCGGAUCUUUUUGCCGCCAGUCAAACUAUUAUGCAGCAUCUGCAGCCGGCGCGCGGUCCUGGCGGCCCCCUUCUAAGCCUGGUUUCUCCGGGCCGCACUUUAGCGGGAAACCACCUGCCCGUGAAUGAGCUUGAUGCUCGCGGCGAAAAAAUUCCGGAAAUUUGUUUCAAAGCAAAAGAAAUGAAAGGCGGGGUAUUUACGGAAGAAGAACUUCAUGACCGCGCGCAGGAGGUCUUCUCUUUUUUAAAAGAUCAAGGUGAGGAGGACGGGUUGCAUUUGCGUGACGAGUCGAAGAUGCUAGUUGCGCAGCACAUCCGCCUUGGUUUGAAACCGGAGCUGGACUCUCACACGAGCUUGGAAUCCCGUGUCUCGGCUGAACCCAGCACAGGCUUACGCCGAAUGGUGGCAAAUUUCGUUGUGGACAAAUUGCGGGCUGCUUGUGAAGAAGCUCCGCAGACCAUGGGCAACUUGCUCGUGAACGGACCCCCACCAUGCGAAAGCGAAAAAGUUCAGUUCGAACUAUGGGUCGAAAACUUUGUUAUCCCUGCGACGUCUGAGGACACGGGGGCCGUCAGUGAAGGAAAUAAUCGUCAUACCGUGCAUCUUUCGAGCGAAGCUGUUGCUGCCAUGGGCCGCCAAGAGGGCAGGCCCGAUAAAGACCAGGCGGGGUACACCAUAUCCUACCAGGGCGCGCCCGGGGGACGUGGAUUGAAUGGCAAGGUUUGGACGGAGUUUUUGUCACACAAGACUUCUGUGUCCACCGCCUUUACAACUUCUUCGCUAUCGCUCAGCAGCACCAAUAUCAAGAAUAAGGUGUUCGGCGAUGACAAGUACGAACAGGUGCUGAAGGUCGUCGAGUGCCGAGACAGCGACGCGGCUUGCGUAAAAAAAGUGGCGGAAAGCGAAAUUUUGCUAAACUUGUUGCUCAGCCAUGGGCGAACCGACGUGCAAGACUGUGUUGCCCGGGUCCCGCGGGUCUUUGUGUCUUCAUCGCCGGACCCGAUUGCUCGCUUUCUAUUUUUCGUGGAGCGGGUCGAGAUUAUUUCGCCAAAGCUGGGCAACGAAGGGCCGGCCGGUGCAGAAGAUGGAGAUGGGAUUUGGUGGCGACACCAUUUGAGCGAUGUGGCCGGCUAUGUCCAGAGGGCGCAUGGGUGUUUCGAGCAUUUUGCUGCUGGUGGAAUUGUCUUGAACGAUGUGAGCCCAUCGAGUGUGGGACUCGAAGCAGAAACACAAACAGAGGGUGGGGAAGGCUCUGACUCGGGCUCUGACUUCAAAUCCAAUUCCAAGCCGAGAUUUCUUAUUAACUUCGACGCAGCGUCCAUUGUUAACGCGCGCGACCACUCCGGCCAGGCUGGAGAAGUGGGUGCGGUGUUGCUUGGGCUCCCCGUGUUCAAAUCGAGGGAAGAUUGUGUGGCGCCACUACAGCUGCUCUCGUCCGUCGGCCCGAGUGGUGGUUCCCAGUGCCUCGACUUCGACAAGCUUCCUGCGGUCGGCCUGUACCAAAGCCCCGCGCUCGCCGAAGAAGAUUGCCGGCAACGUGCUGCCGUAUUCUGGCGCGCCGGGCAGCCAUUCACAGCAUUCCCCUCGCGGUACAGCCCCAAGUCUGAUCUCUUUGCCCUCAGCCUGACCAUUGUGGAACAGCUACGAGGACCGACUCCGCGCCCGGUGGCCUCCCGCUUCUCGGGCGAUGCGGGGCUAGACACCGCCCGCGCUUGGCUUUUUUUACAUUGCCCGUCCGCGGUAUUACAAGAAUAAAAAGCGUUGGCCUUCUGGCUUCAAGUUUUGUUUUCCUGUUUUGGGCGAAUGCCUUUGUGGUGUGUGGCGACGGCCCUUCUUUUUCCUUCUCGCAGCGCAAGGCCGUCGGGGGGUAGCUAGGUAGGUAGGGAAUGAAGUGCCCUGCCCGGGCUCCAGGGGCAUGAAGUUCGUAAGGCGGUUGGCGGGGGCACAGGCGGUCGGUUACUGGUGACAAAAUCCGCCUGCCAACGCGUCGCAGCCACCGGCCCCGGGAUGGGCGGGUGGCUUGGAAGGGUUAGGAAAAAUGGGCCAUAGAACUCUGUCGAAGUAGCUAGGCAGGCAGGGCGUCCGCGGUUUUUUUGGGGUAUUGGAAGGAAAAACCCGCGGAAAAGGCCCCCGGCGUUGGAAGAGCAAAAGCGGCAAGCCCGAAAAAACCGCGAACGCCUUAUCUAGGCAGCGUGGGCGCCGCGAUCUAUUUUCCGCCAGGGGAAGAACAGGGGCGGGCCCGGGGGUACGCGAUCGGGGCAGCUAAAUUGAUUAUCAUUAUAGUGCGUUGGCCAGUAGCUAGGGCGGGGGGGCGUUUCUUUGUGAUUUUUGUGGCCAUUCCCACAGGUGGUAUGUAGCAGGCCCUCGGCAGCGUCAGACGAUCGCGCCCUCGCGGUCGUCUGCGGUUUCUUUGUCGGGCGCCGGCAGAUGUUUGGCACAUUUUUUGCGCCUCAGUUCCAACCGUCCUCGACAAGAGAGAUGAAAAAACUUGGCAUGAUUCUCCAAAAACUCCGGGGCAGGAACUUGUAAAGCCGCGCAGUGCUGCUGAACCAGCGUCGGCGCCAUGGAUGCAGAUGCCGACCUUUACGCCCACAAGCCGGUCCGGGCACCGGCCGCGGCCCGAGGUUCGAUUGACUGCCCUGGCCUGGCUCUAAGGGCCGGCCGGCGGCGAGGGGAGGGCUGGCAUGCCAUGCGGGGGCCCCGGUGCGCGGAGUCGUGUGCCGUCAUAUCUCGGUGGGCGCUAGCUAGGCCGGGCCAACUGAGCUGCCCCACGCACCCCCCACCUGGACGGCUAGCGCAGGCAUAGAGGGGGGGGGGGGGGGGGCCGGCCUGUAUGUUACGCGCCUACUUCCUUGAUUACGCAGACGCAGGAGAGCCCGAAACAAAAAAACUGAAGGCCAUAUGGCCAGCGCUUUCUGUGCUUUUCUCCCGAUACGCCGCGGACAGCGUUUUCACGCGGGCAGAGCUCGAUAACCAUGCGAAAGAGGUCGAGAACCAUUUUCGCGCUGUGUCGCAGGGUGCUGGUCCGUUAUCCUUAAAACAGGUCCCAGGAAAGUUCGGCCGAAGUUUCGAACCGGUCCCCCGAGGAUGGGUUCGGCUUAUUGCGCAGCACAUCCGCCUUGGCUUGGAACCGGAACGGGACUCGUACACCCUCCUGCCCGAUGAAAGCUCCGCGGCGUUGGAGAGUCGCCGUCCUCCGUUGGAUGGUGCGGGGAGCAGGCGGCCUUGAGUGUAAAACAAUCAGGGCCAAGAUUUGCACAUUUGCCUUUGCGCGCCGUGUAUCUGUAAACUGGUAGACAAGGCGCGCAACGAAUGCACGACAGGCGGGGCUUUUAUUUCACUUUCCCACCUUCUCUGUUUUGUUACAUGCCUUGCUGUUCGUUUGGUAUUAUAUGCCUUUGCAAUCUACUCAGCACCCAAAAUGAUAGAAAUAUAAUUUUUCAAAGUAUCGGUAAUAUCAGCGUUUUAAAAUAAAUUAUAUCGAAGGCAUUCCGACGCACAAACUAAAUUUCUUUUCUAAACAAGUAUUGUAGCUCCACCAAAGUUUGUUCACCUGGAUUGUUUGAGGGCGCACGUAUUUUUACUUCUUGACGGCUAUGAUUUGAAUUUUGCAGCUGCGAAAGGGAAGGCAGCUGCUUUCUUCCAUUCAUUCAGCCAUGCCUGUUGUAGUAGGGCAUGACGAUGGACUACACGUCGGACGCGACGAACGGAGCGGCGCUGCGCAUGAGCCUGUCUUUUGGGUACCCCCCUCUAGUGUAGGCGCGCAGUGUUGCCAGCUCCACUGAAGGAAACUGCGGUCGCAUGAUCGUGGACAAUUUUCGAGGAAUAGCAAUAGCAUUAGCAUAUUAGGAAAAUAGAACUGUGACUAUCUUUAUCCAGCGCCGUUUAUGCGUAUAUGCUUGCAUGCUUUUGCUUUCCCUCCGUUCCCGUUGUAAAAGAGUGAACGCGCGCCACUUUUGCAAUAUCCUCUGCCACGACCAGGCUAAUUGUAAUCAAGUAGGGUUAAGAAGGUCACUCCUUGCGUUUAUACGUUGACACUUGCCACCAGCAGCACUGGAUUACUAACUAAGUACUUGCUCACUAGAUUACGUCUACGCACCGAGCAGCUCGAUGGCCACGUGUCGGCGCAGAGUUCUUGCCAGUGGAGCCUAAAAGUCUUCGUCUCAGUCAGCAGUAAUGUCGCCCACUCUCAGAUUCAGAUUUAGUCGAGCAGUAACCCCAAGAACUAUCACUCAAAGAACAUUCUCAAUCUCGUACAGCACUCUUAUGAAAAAAUCGAAAUACUACCUAAACAAUAAGUAAAUAUCGUUACCGACCACGGACCUCAUGCAUUUUUUUAAGUAAACAAAGACGACCAUGCUAACCCCCAGCAAGGACCAGAACUACACUAAAAUACCGACUGCUGAGCACAAUUUGAUUACUUGGAGCACGGCGAACGUAACACCAAAAUAGGAGCGCGACCCAUUGGAUGCUAAUCUUGAUCUUUGAAGAUAUUAUGGGUUGCACUUACGAUGUCGUGGGCAGCAGAAUAUGUUGAGACGAAGAAGAAGUAGAAGUGUAGAUGAAAAAUAGAAGGCGAGUUUGGUAGUUGUGAUGAGUGUUGUUUCAGUGCCACGAGGGUGCAGCAAUGCUGUGCUUCCAAGGACGAAGUGCAAAAAGUUGUUCUCUUUCUGCGUGGCAAAUUCACGACGAGGAACUUAAUUUGUAAAUAUAUGUAUAUCUUUCUUGUUCUUCAAGCCCGCUGCAGUUUUUCAGCCAUUGUGAGGACCAUACACUAGUUUUGACCAAGGAUGAAUUGACCAUUUUGAAAUCAAUUUCGUUGCCGUCUGUGUAGUGCCCGUAUGCAUAGUGCCCGUAUGCAUAGAGCCUGAAGUCUUCACUUUACUUUCAUUCAACAUGUCAGACACAAAUAGAGGUCUUCUUUAGAUUCCGCAUGGAAAGAUGAGCAGCGUUUUUCUCUAUCGCGCCGGGCAGAUACAGCUUGGUGUUGUUCGUGCAAAGUGUUAAGCAUCCACUCCAGAGAAGCUGAUGUCGGUGUUACACAAACAUAAAUUUUCCAUCUAGUUGCUGUUGCUCCAGCUCGAAAAUACUACUGAAACUUACUCGUGUAUUCGUUGUGGGAGGAUAUCAUAGCGGCAGUCGGUUGAAUGUAAAAA